CUUUACUAAUUUAUCUUCAUACAUCAGUCUGGAAACCCUUCUUCUCAGUUCUCAUCUGAUUAAUAAACUUCUAAUUCAAGCCCCAACAAAGCUUUUUCUAAUUCCAUGGAAACCAUUGAAGAUGUUGUCAUUAUUGGUGCUGGUCUUUGUGGCCUUGCCACUGCACUAGGACUCCACAGGAAAGGAGUGAAGAGUGUAGUGUUGGAAUCAUCAGAAGCGUUGAGAGCUGCAGGAUUUGCCUUCUCAACAUGGACAAAUGCUUGGAAAGCUUUGGAAGCUCUUGGCAUCGCCGGCGAGCUCCGGCAGCAUCAUCUCCGGCUUGAAGGAUUGGGUAUAUAUUCUGCAUCUGCUGGAGCAAUUACUUUCCAAAUACCAUUCAAAACAAGUGAAGGGCCUGAAAUGCGGUGUGUGAGGAGAGAUUUGCUGUUAGAAACACUUGCAAAGGAGCUUCCAAGUGGUACAAUUCGUUACUCAUCAAAGGUUGUAUUAAUCGAGGAAUCCGGGAACUUGAAAGUCUUACAUUUAGCAAAUGGCUCGACAUUGAGGACUAAGGUACUGAUCGGCUGCGACGGAGUGAACUCGGUAGUAGCUGAAUGGUUAGGACUGAAGAAGCCAUCAUUUGCCGGCCGGUCAGCAACUAGAGGUUUUUCUGAGUUUCCUGAUGGCCAUGGGUUCAACUCUGAGUUUGUUCAAUUCUUUGGACAAGGUUUCCGGGCUGGCAUAAUGCCUUGCGAUGAGAAAAGCAUGUAUUGGUACUUCACUUGGUCUUCAUCAUCAAAAGACAAGGAAAUGGAGAAGGAUGUGACAAAGAUGAGGCAAUUUGUGAUAACCAAAAUGCAAGAAGCAAAUGUGUCGCAAAAUUUCAUACAAGUUAUCGAAAAGAGCGACAUGGGUGAUUUGGUAUCCUUCCCACUAAAAUUCCGGUGGCCAUCGGAGCUCCUUUGGAGGAACAUAUGUAAAGGAAAUGUUACCGUGGCCGGCGAUGCAUUGCAUCCGAUGACACCCGAUCUAGGCCAAGGAGGUUGUGCGGCAUUAGAGGACGCCGUCGUGCUUGCGAGAUGCUUGGCUGAAGCUUUGAAGGAAAAUGACAAUGAAGAUGCAAAAGAAGAUGAGUGUGUUAGACUUAAAUCAGGGUUGGAGAAUUAUGUUGCAGAAAGAAAAUGGAGGGGCUUUGAUCUUAUUUUCACUUCUUAUGUAUUUGGAAGGAUUCAACAAAGUGAUAAUGCAUUCACAAGAUUUCUGACAGAGAAGAUGUUGGUUGGAAUUAUGGCUAGGACUUUGAUUAAGAAGACAUAUUAUGAUUGUGGAAAGCUUUAAUUUAGAGAUAUGUUAGGGUUGGUUUUUCUAGGCUUGCUUUUUGUUGUAGUAGACAUACUUAAAUUGUUCUUAAGGAAAGAAUGUUGUUGCUCAUAUGUAAUAUAUUUGUUUGCAUGUC
Molecule: messenger RNA, 1435 nt
Organism: Dioscorea cayenensis subsp. rotundata (Guinea yam)
Lineage: Eukaryota; Viridiplantae; Streptophyta; Magnoliopsida; Dioscoreales; Dioscoreaceae
Product: monooxygenase 2-like
Exons: 6
Coding region: 106-1317 (403 amino acids)
Molecular function (GO): FAD binding
Source: RefSeq, a predicted model, not a curated record